GCUGAGCCCUGCUCCAGACCUCACCGUGGUCUCUCCAACUCCACAGGCUGGUUUAGGCGGCUCCUGCACAAGCCCAAGCCCAGCUCGGGGGAGAGCAGCCUCAGCAGCAGCCGCUCUGCUUCCUCCUCACCUUCCUCCUCCUCCUCCUCUGCCCAGAGCCUCAGCCGCCCCUCCGGCGCCAGCCCGAGCAGGGCCCCGCCGCCCGCGCCGGACAUCAGCGCCUCGGGCAGCGCCCGCUGGGCCAAGAGCUACGACCUCUGCAUCUGCCACAGCCAGGGGGACCUGGAGCUGGUGCUGGAGCUGGUGUCCUACCUGGAGGCGCAGCCCCAGGCCCUGCGCUGCUUCCUGGGGCUGCGGGACGCGGCGCCGGGGGGCGCGCUGCUGAGCGAGCUGUGCGACGCCGUGCGCGACAGCCACUGCUGGCUGCUGCUCAUCACCCCCGGCUUCCUGCGCGACCCCUGCUGCCACUUCCAGAUGCACCAGGCCCUGGCCGAGGCGCCCCUGGCCGCCGGCAGGGCCAUCCCCGUCCUCAAGGACGUGGACAGGAAGGACUACCCCAAGGAGCUGAGGAACCUCUACUACAUCUACAUGGCCCUGAAGGAGAGCGGCUUCAGGCAGAUCAGGGACACUGUAGUGCGCUACCUCCAGGAGCUGUGCCGGAGCUCCAGCAGCAGCUCAGAGUAGUGCUGGGAACCAUCUCCCCGGGUGCUGUGCUGCUCUCACCCCCAGUUCAGGAUGUGGCCACAUCUCAAUGGACCAUGGGGAAGAUGACAAGUUGCUUGGACCAGAGCUUGGAGCUGAAGACAAGAAGGUUACCACACCCAUGUGGACACAGUGGUGUGGAGCUGGUGAUGCCACCACUACCAUGCUGGUGCCAAAACUGCCUUGGUGCAGGUGGGGACAGCCUUCGGCAGGUCCAUGCUGCUCAUCAGGCAAACACUAAGCUCAGAGGGGCGAGGGCAGCCCCCCAGUAAGCUGACCUAGUGCCUGCUGCAUGGGCAGGAAGAGGAGGAACGUGGAUCUGGGGCUGUGAAGAUGCAGAAGUUCUGAUG
Dryobates pubescens (Downy woodpecker) is the source of this 1052-nucleotide messenger RNA. It is a transcript of the gene TIRAP, whose product is annotated as TIR domain containing adaptor protein. The transcript is spliced from 2 exons. The annotation marks the transcript as partial. Gene Ontology annotation, biological process: signal transduction. The record is from RefSeq and is a predicted model, not a curated record. Lineage: Eukaryota; Metazoa; Chordata; Aves; Piciformes; Picidae.